Sabethes cyaneus is the source of this 3063-nucleotide messenger RNA. RefSeq names its product whirlin (gene dysc). The transcript has 18 exons. Gene Ontology annotation, molecular function: protein binding. Lineage: Eukaryota; Metazoa; Arthropoda; Insecta; Diptera; Culicidae. The record is from RefSeq and is a predicted model, not a curated record. Gene Ontology annotation, cellular component: stereocilia ankle link complex; plasma membrane; cilium. Bases 1 to 3063 code for a protein of 1020 amino acids.
AUGCGCUUAGGGGGCGCCCCCGGUGGCGGAGACCCCCUAGCGAUGGGUGCCGGGAACGAUUAUGCCGAGCUGUGCGACCUGGGCCCGUCCCGUUGGAGCUCCAGGAGCGGCUACCAGCAGGUCUCGCCGCCGGUCAAUUCGAUCUACCACCACACUGGCGGCAGUAUCGCUGGUGUCGGCGGCGGCGGCGUCGGCGGUGGCCCCAGCAGCGGGGUCGGUGUCGGUCUCGGGAGCAUCGGCGGGGUCAGUGUCAGUGGGGGCAGCACCGGUGGCGUUGUCGGUGGCCACGGGACCACGAUCCGCUCGAACAGCUUCGAAGCCGAGGACGCGAUCGGUCCGUACGGCAGCACCCGGAUCGGCAACAGCACAAGCUCCUUGCGCGGACGUUCAGGUUUAUAUUAUUCACCACCCGGUACUUCAUAUACAAUAGUAGAAAGAGAAAGACCACACUCUCCUCAUUAUUAUUAUAACACAGCCGGUGUCCCUUCCAAAGGAGGUUCAUUGCCAAGUAGAAGUAGUUAUUUAGACUCAGCUAGUUUAGGUGUUUCAACUGGUGCAGGUACAGUUCCAAAUUCUACCAGACAUAAUGGUAAGAAGCGGCCUAUCUCGCCAGAGCAGGUCCUUAGAAUGUUUAACACAACAAGUUCAUCUUCUUCAGUUCCUACUAGUUAUCAUAGUAAUGGCACGCGAGACCGAGGCCGUCGCAGUCCUGCCAGCAGUCCGCCUUCUACGACCCACCAGAUCUAUCGAGAUCGGGAACGGGAUCGAAGUAUACCGAACAUCCACCAGCUGACUACGCGGACCGUCAACAUGUCCCGUGAUCAGCAAACCGAUGCCAGCCACGGGUUCGGCAUCUGCGUCAAGGGAGGCAAGGAUUCAGGCGUUGGAGUGUACAUAUCGCGGAUAGAGGAAGGAUCGCUUGCGGAACGAGCUGGCCUACGGCCAGGCGAUACGAUACUGGAGGUAAACGGAACGCCGUUCACGUCCAUCAACCACGAAGAAGCGCUCAAGAGAUGUGUGCAGAUCCUGAAAUCAUCACGCCAAAUCAGCAUGACGGUCCGGGCGCCUCCAUCGGCAGCGGCCUCGAUGAUCAACUCCACCGCCCCGCUGCACGGCUUUGGACCGCCGCCGAGUGUCGUGGGUAGCACCAGCCGACUGGCGGCUGCCGUUGCCGAUCCGCUGGGGACUGGCUCGCUGGUCGGAGUUGGGCCCGGAUCGGCCGUCGGACCGAUCGUGAUGCCUGGCGGGGGUGGAGUGAGCGGCUCGGUUGGAGUUUACCCGCCACCACCGAACCGGCAGACGUGCUCCUGGAUGGACCGCCAGGGAAGACCGGCCUCGCCACCGUACGAAUACGGCGGCCGCCGGCCGGAACGGAGAGAUCGAGUUCGGCGAGUUGACCUAGUGAUAGAGCCUGGCCAAUCCCUGGGACUGAUGAUACGGGGAGGCGUCGAGUACGGGCUGGGUAUUUUUAUUACCGGCGUCGACAAGGAUAGCGUUGCGGACCGGGCCGGACUGAUGGUCGGCGAUCAGAUCCUGGAGGUGAACAAUCAAUCAUUCAUGGAUGUAACCCAUGACGAGGCCGUUAGUCAAUUCAAGUUCCACAAACGGAUGUCGCUGCUGGUGCGGGACGUCGGGAAAGUGCCACACUCGUGUACCACCGUUGAGCCAGAACCGUGGGACGCCUACAGUCCGACCGGUGUGCGAACCCGCCGGAAAUGUCCGGUGUCAGCGAUGGUAGAAGAAAAAGCCAGAUCCUUAUUACCUCGUCAUCAUUUUGCUAACUUAUCGUAUUAUAUAGCGGAAUAUGGUGCUAGAGGAAUGACCAUAGAGGCCUUCGUAUCUGUUUUAUUAGAGAUGUUAGAUACACCCGAGAAGCAUACCUUAGUAACAGAAAUAAGAGAGCUAAUUUUUCCUGAAGAUAGAACGCGAUAUGACGAACUUGUAUAUAGGAGAGGGAGAGACAUUUACGGUGAUCCACUAGAUAGGCAUAGGAGAAAAGAUCAUUUACCUCAUUCGCACGACCUGCCGGUUUCCGACACGGAUCUGGAGGUAAUCGAAGCGACCAGAAGAAAUCUCACCGACGACUCCGGUAUCGCGACGGCAAAGACGACGGCUGCGGCAGGAACUCUUCCGGACAUUCGCAAUCGCCCACCGGCACCACUGCCGUACCGACCCCUGUCGGCCGGACCAAUCCUCCACCAUCAUCCGCCCUCAUCGUCAUCGCGCCAUCUAGCGGACAUGGGACCUGGGGGAACGCCAAACCGUGGUGGGUUGGGCUUCGGCGGGGGUACCGCGUCGUCUCCGCCCGCCGGUGGCGUGCUGGGCUUGAACCCGCUGUAUCACCCGAAUCGUCAGAAAAUUUCCUCAUCCUCUAGCGAUGUUGUCAAACAGUUGAAGAAUAAGGAUUACAAUGAUCCGUCGCGACCUAGGAGAGGCAGUGAGACUCAACUGUCGAGGGCGGACUACGACUCGGUAAGUGGGAGCUACUUAGAUGGAUUACGAUCACAUUUAGGUGGUUUAACGCAACGAGUCAAAUCUUGGUACUGGGGAAGACCUCUCGAAUUAGCCACUAAGUUAUCUAGAAGUUUUGAUAUGAAAGAUGAAGGCGGAUCGCUGUUGGGAUCCGAAACGGGUGUCAGACGGCAUCAGUCGAUGCAGCGACUACCGAUGGACCAGAAUGGCUCAUCGCUGGAACCAAGCCAAGACCAGCCACCAAAUAUAGUACCUGACCAUAGAGGAAAUCUACACAUCACAGUGAAAAAAACGAAAGCCAUUCUUGGCAUUGCGAUCGAGGGUGGAGCCAACACCAAGCACCCACUGCCGCGUAUCAUCAACAUUCACGAGCAUGGGGCAGCAUAUGACGCAGGCGGACUGGAGGUAGGACAGCUGAUACUGGAGGUCGACGGUAACAAAGUCGAAGGGUUGCUUCAUCAGGACGUCGCCCGACUGAUAGCGGAAUGUUUCGCCGCACGCGACAAAAACGAAAUUACCUUUCUAGUAGUCGAAGCGAAAAAAUCAAACCUAGAACCGAAACCAACAGCAUUAAUAUUUUUAGAAGCAUAG